UAUAAUUAGUUGUAUACAAUCCUUCUGCGAAAACAGAGAUGACCCUGAAGAGUCUUGUAGUUCUUUCGGUGAUUUUGUUCAUAGUUUCAGUGAAAUGUAUUCAAAAUAAGUAUUGUCAACUGUCGUGCGACUUCGUCGUUACAACAUUCUCUCAUACAGUAUGUGACAGAAACAAUGAGAAGUGUGGUCCACAUGAGGUUUGUGGUCCAGACUUCAAAAUAAUACAGUUGUCGGAUGACCAAAGGCAGAACAUUUUGGAUUUGCACAACGACUUGAGAAACCAAGUGGCCACAGGAAAUGAAACGAGGGGGGACCAACCACCAGCGGCCAACAUGAACGUUUUGACCUACAGCAGAGAGUUAGAGUUCAUAGCACAAUGCUGGGCCAACACUUGCAAUGGCAAUCCUCUCAUCCACGACCACUGCAGAAGAACAGCCGAAUAUGAACACGUAGGACAAAAUCUCGGCUUUAUUAAUAGCUCCGCACCGGACAUUGACGUUGACAAGUCUAUGAAUGAACUCACGAUGCUAUGGUAUGACGAAGUUGCCAUUUUUGAAAGUGAUUGGGUUAAUGAAACUAUGGAUAGAGGUCCGGACGUCAAAGUGGGACAUUAUACGCAAAUGAUUUGGGCCGACACGUCCGAAAUUGGUUGCGCAGUUAGUUAUUAUUCAUCCGACACAAACAAUGAGACAUGGUAUCAUAUUGUUUAUGUCUGUAACUACGGUCCUGGAGGAAACUAUUUGGGAUUACCUGUUUAUGAAAUUGGGGAACCGUCGUCAGCAUGCGGUGGAGGUUUGGAACCCAGUGAAGAUUACGAAGGUUUGUGUGGAAAAUCGAUGAAAGUGGAAGAAGAGGACACAAAGUUUGAUAUUUUUGAUUUUUAGUAAUGUUAAUUUGAUGGUAUGAUGUAAGUUCUUAGUUGUAGGUGUUUUUCAGUCGUAGGAACUGCCACUGUAGAAGCUGUAAAUAUGCUAUUGUAGUUUUAAAGAAAUUCAUCUAUUCUUAUCGAAAAACGUUUAACGCAUCACACACUAGUUAGUAAAUGUACUGUUAAAUCUUAUAUAACAAAAUGACUAACAGUUAUGAAGCUCUUGAAAGUUUCACGUUCAUGUAACCAAAUGUUGAUUAAUAAACUAUUUGUUCAUA
Molecule: messenger RNA, 1146 nt
Organism: Zophobas morio
Lineage: Eukaryota; Metazoa; Arthropoda; Insecta; Coleoptera; Tenebrionidae
Product: venom allergen 5-like
Exons: 4
Coding region: 39-884 (281 amino acids)
Cellular component (GO): extracellular region
Source: RefSeq, a predicted model, not a curated record